This is a messenger RNA of Toxotes jaculatrix (banded archerfish), 4502 nucleotides long. It is a transcript of the gene zbtb11, whose product is annotated as zinc finger and BTB domain containing 11. Gene Ontology annotation, biological process: regulation of immune system process; negative regulation of transcription by RNA polymerase II; regulation of cytokine production. The transcript has 10 exons. Lineage: Eukaryota; Metazoa; Chordata; Actinopteri; Toxotidae. The coding region runs from base 193 to 3732 and encodes 1179 amino acids. Gene Ontology annotation, molecular function: DNA binding; protein binding. The record is from RefSeq and is a predicted model, not a curated record.
UCUACCCUGACGGUUGCGAACUGCAGUUCCACCUUUGGAAACAAUUUGAAAUGUUGUUGUGGCGUUUCUAAUUCGCGCUAUCCCCUCUCUGAACGCCGUACAAAAUUUAUAUCUCGGUUUAUAUGUCCGGAGAGGGCCCUCCUCUUCGAGAGAAACCCAGAACUGUGGAAGAAAACGCGGCUCAGCUGAGACAUGUCGUGUGAGGAAAGCUACUUGGCUAUCAUUCGCUAUCUGACCGAUGAACGGGAGCCAUAUGCGCCGGGGACGCCUGGUAAUACGAAGAGAAAAAUCCGCAAAGCGGCCGCCUGCUACGUGGUGAGAAACGGGACUCUGUAUUAUCAGCGUCGACUGAAGGGCCAGAAUGAUUUCACAGAGCUGGAGGUGGUGCUGCAGGACAGCCGGAGGAAGGAACUUAUCAACGAGGCGCACGUUAUGGAGGGAGGGGAGCACCUGAACCAGCAGCUCACCUGGGACGUCAUCUCUCAGAAGUACUGGUGGAGAGGUAUCCUGAAGCACGUGAAAGACCACAUCAGAGAGUGUGCUCAGUGCCAGAGCAAGCGGAGUGCUGAUGACAGCUCUGGACCCAGACUGUUUGACCGGCCAGGGAGACGCAGGGCGGCUGCCAACGCGAAUGAUGAGGAAGAGGAGGAAGAAGAAGAAGAAGGAGAGGGAGAUGAUAGUUUAUUCUUCACUGACUCAUCUUCUCUUCUGAGAUCCAAGUUGGCCAAGACGAUGGUCAAGCAUGAACUUGUCUUUGUGGACAGUAAGGGCGAGGUGAAUCAGUUCCUGCCCAAACACAGUCAAACCAUGUUGGACAAACUCAACCAGCAGCGUCUCAGCAAUCAGUUCUGUGACAUCACGCUGCUGAUUGAAGGAGAGGAGUACCGAGCACACAAAGCGGUGUUGGCGGCGUGCAGCGAAUACUUCAACGAGCUCUUUUUUGAGAAGGGGGCUGUGUCCACUCACGAGGCCGUGGUGGACCUCUCUGGUUUCACCAAAGCCAGCUUCCUCCCGCUGCUGGACUUUGCGUACACGUCCAUGCUUACGUUUAAUUUCUGCAUCAUGGCAGAUAUCGCCAACCUCGCCCGCCAUUUGCUGAUGACGGAGGUGUUGCAGAUAUGUGAGUCUGUGCAUAAGCAGGUGGAGGAACAGAAGCUGACGGUGUAUCAAAGAGGAGACGUGCACACUAUGGUGUCGAGCCAACCGGCUUCUCGGGAGAGCUUAAAGGAUGAGUCUGGUGCUUACAUGGUGACCAUACAGGGCGACGGCCAGACGCUGGUCACCCACAGCGGUGUUGAUGUAACAGGCGAGCCUUUGGCUUUUGUUGCACCUUCCAAAGAGGCCUACAUCCAGCAGCCAGUGACAGUUGUUACUGAAGCUGUAGAGGGAGACAAAGUGCACGGUGGGGAGGCUGGUCAGAAUGAAACCGUGACUCUGAUCACUCACAGCGGACAGGCCGAGCCAGGAGAGACUGUCACUCUUAUCUCACGCACUGCAGAUGGAAUGGAGGAGGAGACGAUGACUGUGGUCACCCACAGCGGACAGGCCGGAGCCAGCGAGUCUUUGGCUGUGGUGUCAGCCUGCCUGGCGAUGGAGCAGCCACAGGUCGCUGAAGCGGGAGCCUUUGUUAUAAAUGUGGACCCAGACAAAGUGAGCCCCCCAGAGGUCGUCGAACUGGCACCUGCAACCGCCACUGAAGCAGCGGCGUCGCCUCAGGAGAGGGUGGAAUCUGCACCUACACCCAAGAAACGCAAACGAGGGCGUCCAGCUAAGGUGAAGAAGGAGGUGGAGGUAGAGGAGUUCAUGCCACUGGAGGAGGAGGAACCUUCUGCUGAUGAAGGCCACGCAGACAAGCAGGAGAAUGCUUCAGAUGACCCCAACAAAAGACGGCUCCGGCAGCGCUCCAUCGCUGAGGGGGGCUAUGCUCGUCUGCAUAUGGGGCUUGAGGACGAAGAGGAGGGGAAGAAAAGUUCAACGCCACCACGUGCGGCCACCCCUAAGGUGAGUCAGAGGCCGGGGAAGAGGGGAAGACCACCGAAGCAUCCAGUGGAGAAUCAAGCUGAAGGAGUGUCAGUGUCUGAAUCCGGGGCAGAACCAGAGGUCAGCGCUGUGGAGAAUGUGGCAGCAGGAGAGGUCAGCGCAGAGGAAGCUGUGACGAAGGUGGCAGAGCCGGACACUGGAAGCAGCCAGGAUAAACCCCCAGCAGAGAGCGCCGUAGAUGGAGAGCACACCUGCUCUGAGUGCGGCAUGUCCUUCCAAAGACGCUACUCUCUCAUCAUGCACACGUUAAAACACGAGAAAGCUCGUGGAUACAAGUGCAGCCUGUGUAGUAAGGAGUUCCAGUACGCCGCCUCGCUCCGCGCCCACCUGGCCCGUCAUAAGCAGCAGAGCAGCCAGCGAGCGCCCAUCACCAAACCCUCGGUGGAACCGAGCACUGAAGGGAAGGUGGACAGCAAUUUGGAUGUCAACACAUCAUCGCCACACACCAAAAGAGAAUUUGUGUGCGAUAUCUGCGGGAAGACCUUACCAAAGCUGUACUCUCUGCGGAUCCACAUGCUGAAUCACACAGGCGUGCGGCCUCAUUCCUGUAAGGUCUGCGGCAAAACGUUCGCCCACAAACACAGUCUGAAGAUGCACCGAGCGCUGCACGACGUGACCAAACAGUUCCAGUGUGAGUUCUGUAAGAAGUCUUUUGUGAGCAAGAGGAGCAUGGAGGAGCACACCAGCCUUCAUACAGGUGAGUCAAAGUAUCUCUGCAACACGUGUGGAGCAACUUUCCAUCGAGCCUCAGCUCUGAGCAAACACAUGAAGAAGCACCAGCCCAAACCUGAUGUCCGUCCUUUUCCUUGUGCUCACUGUGAUAAGAGGUUCUACGAAGCUAAAGAUCUCCAGCAACACAUGAAUAAGCACAUGGGCCUGAAGCCCUUCCAGUGCCAGGUGUGUGGGAAGUGCUACAGCUGGAAGAAGGACUGGUACUCCCACGUCAAGUCCCACAGUGUGGCUGAGCCCUUUAAGUGUAAUGUGUGUGGGAAGGAGUUCUUUGAGAAGGCCCUGUUCAGGAGACAUGUUAAAAAGGCCACGCAUGGGAAGAAGGGCAGAGUGAAGCAGAACCUGGAGAGGGAGUGUGAGCAGUGUGGAAGAAAGUUCACUCAGCUCCGAGAGUACAGACGUCACAUCAACAACCACCAGGGAGUGAAGCCGUUUGAGUGCCUGACUUGUGGUGUUGCCUGGGCCGACGCUCGCUCUCUAAAGCGUCACGUCCGCACGCACACAGGAGAACGGCCGUACGUGUGCCCCAUGUGCCAAGAGGCCCACAUUGAUGCACGCACUCUACGUAAACACAUGGCCAAGUACCACAGUGACAACCUGCCCGGCAAGAUCAUGCUGGAGAAAGACACCCUCCAGUUCCACAACCAGGGCACUCAGGUGGAGCAUGCCGUCAGCAUCCUGGCGUCCGACCUGCCUCCUGAGCUCCGCCCUGCCCAGCAGCCGCCCUCAGAGGAGAUCGAGACGGUGCUGAUCACAGAGGAGACAGUGGAGGCCAUGGAGGCCGUGCAGGCUGUUCAGGCCGUGAGCGACGGCUCCAUGUCCACGCUCUCAGAUCAGGGCAUCAUGCAGGUCGUGAACUACGUCCUGGCCCAGCAGGCCCUCACAGGGGCCAAACUCGAGGAAGCACCCGAGGUGAUUCAGACCAUGGAGGUGGAGGUGGCUCAUGUGGCUGAAGUGGAGUAACUUAGUGCCAGAGACCAGGAUUCUCCCUCAGAGACUCGUCACUGUUUCUCACAGUCUGUAUAAAAUGUAACAGAAUGUAAAAAGAUGCUUAUUUUUCUGAAGAUGUACAAAAUGUAAGUGAACCAUGAGUGGAGUUUUUACUGUCUGUUUGACGAGCUGUGUUUGUGUAAGCAUUCACAUUUCUAUGUUGUGUGUAAAUAGCUUAGAUAUACAGUAACAAGAUUAGUUGAUGAGUAACAAGUCUAUAUAAUUUGGCACUCAGCAGAAAUAAAGGUAGAAGUUAAGACACAACAUGUGCUUUGGCUAAAUGUAUUAAAUCUCGUCUACAGUCAGAGGAGCUGUGAGACGCCACUGUAGGAAGCUUGUGACACCCCAGUCAUCGUGGCUGUGGACUCAUUAACUCCCCCUAGUGUCAGUGUGAAGGACAAGCAAAUAAAAAAUGCCUACCUGUUUGUUCACUUUCAUGAUCACCACUAGUUAAACUCUGACAAUGUGAGUUCAUCUGUCAUCAAACUGUUUCCCUCUAAUCUCUAAUGAAAAAUGCAGUGUUGUCUGAGGCUGUUUCACCUGUUUGACCUUGAGUUAUUUCAGUGAAGCCAGACUUAAAAUAAAUACACACUGAGGAGCAUUAACAUGCAAUACAGCAAGUGUGGAUAUUUAUUUCAGAUUUGUAUCAAAAUACCCUCGGUAUAUUGCAAUAUAUUUAGAAUACAUUGUACAAAAAUAUGAAAACGUUCCUGCUCUCUAACAAUGCUGACUACUUGAAACAC